AUGUCAGAAGUAAUGACACAACAAGUAUCAACAGAAACAGGCUCGUCAUCCAUACAUUCGAACAUUUCAAACGCAGGCUUUGCAUAUUCUCCCUUAUAUUCUUCUUCACAUUCAUCACCACAUUCAUCACCACAUUCAUCAUCACAUUCAUCAUCACAUUCUUCACAUUCUUCACCCCAUUCUUCCGCAAAUUCUUCCGCAAAUUCUUCCCCACAUUCAAUGGCUGUAUCUCAUCCCAAUACAGUUCCUCCAUCUUUAAAUGAAUCCGGGACGACAUCAUUGCAGAUUAUGUGGCAGAAUAUGCUGUGCUUCAUGUGCAUCAAAUUUCAUGAGUGUGCUGAAGAGUUGGAUAUGAUUAGGCAUGCAUUGCGAGAAGGAAGCAGUUCGAUUUUGAAUGAUUCAUCAGGAAACAGCCUACUUUCCAGAGAAAAUAAAUCUGCGGCAGCUUUACCUAAUAUGUUAAUUAAGACCACACCAGAACAUGUGACCACCACAGAGAUGUCAAAAAGUUCUAGUCAAGUUACACUUACAAACGAUGCCCAAACUGGACAAGGGUCUUCUAAUGGGCCAAUCCAUAAACCAUAUUCUGGAAGCCAAACGCGUGCAAAUCAUAAAAUCAUACAUGAAGAUCCUACAUGCCCUGUUUGCGGAAAGUUUCUAGGCUUUCUAAAUGAAGCACAGAGAGAAAAUCAUACGAGCCAGUGUCUAGAAUCGCAAGAUUUUUCAUGUUCUCCUCAAAGCAGACGGACAUACAAUCGAAUGUUGGUGUCGACAAUCCCGAAAGAUGCAAAUGUCGACAAGCUACAAUUAAACGAGGACAACGAAUGCAUUAUUUGCAUGGAAGAGUUUAAGCCCGGCGAUAAAAUAGGGCGUCUAGAAUGUCUUUGCUGCUUUCAUUAUAAAUGUAUUCGAGAUUGGUUCAAGCAUAAAGGACGCUGCGAGUGCCCGGUCCACAUUCUCCACUAUGACAGCUGA
Brettanomyces bruxellensis is the source of this 975-nucleotide messenger RNA. RefSeq lists its product as uncharacterized. The coding region runs from base 1 to 975 and encodes 324 amino acids. The record is from RefSeq and is a predicted model, not a curated record. The transcript has 3 exons. NCBI's taxonomy places the organism in Eukaryota, Fungi, Ascomycota, Pichiomycetes, Pichiales, Pichiaceae.